GAUGGUGGCCAAAGUCAUAGAUGCAGAGGGCUGGACGGCCAAUCAUCCUCGUCCAGAGGACAUCAUGGCGAAGUGGAGGCCGCUCAGCAGAGCACAGACGGAGAGUGACCCGGGCAUCAUCAAGGGGGUGACCAGGCAGAAAUGGUCGGGUCUGGCUGUGAAGGACUUUGGGGAGCAGAAAGGCGUUGUUGCAACCAAGGCCUUCGGGAAGGGCUCCAUCCUGUGUGAUUUCCACGGAAAGGUGAUCACAGGUGCUGAGGGCAGGGAGAUGGCAGAGACGCAGGACCAGCUGGGAAACCUGUUUUUCUUCAAACAUGGCCCUGACGAAAUCUGCAUCGAUGCGGAGACUUUCCCCUGUGAGUGCCACCCGUCUCUGGAAACCAUCGGGAGAUGGAUUACACAUUCAAAGAAGAAGUGCAACGUGCAGCCAUGCCACUGCGUAGUGAAGCUUCAGGGGGGAGACAGGCACGUCCUGCUCUUUCAGGCCACCACGGACAUUAAGAAAGAUGAUAAGAUCUGCUUCGACCACGGCAUCAAGAAGAGGACUUUUCAUGGGGAAGAAGAGGAGCUGGAGUGGCUGGACAUUUGA
Molecule: messenger RNA, 589 nt
Organism: Pimephales promelas (fathead minnow)
Lineage: Eukaryota; Metazoa; Chordata; Actinopteri; Cypriniformes; Leuciscidae
Source: RefSeq, a predicted model, not a curated record